This is a messenger RNA of Trichobilharzia szidati, 1698 nucleotides long. Lineage: Eukaryota; Metazoa; Platyhelminthes; Trematoda; Strigeidida; Schistosomatidae. The record is from the annotation of a GenBank genome assembly.
AUGAAACAUGCCUCAUUGGCAGCUGAUCGAAUUUUUAAACUUUUAGAUCGAAAGUCUAAAAUACCUGUCAGUGAAGGUGAAUUUAGACAAGCCUCAUUUCGUUAUCCAUCUCGGCCAGAAUCUUGUAUUUUAAAGAACUUCUCACAUACAUUUGAACCUGGUCGAAAGACAGCUAUGGUAGGACUUUCAGGAUCUGAAAUUCAGAUAUCUUCCAAAAUGUUUCGAGUUACCAAAGCCUCUCACAAUCAAAGUUUACCUGUUUAUCCUAUGGAUGAGUUGGUAAAAGCACGUAGUGAGUUUAGAUAUCGGUGGAGAAGACGAAUGACCGAAAAUCCCUUGGCCAGAUUAAUCAUUACUGAUCAUUACAGAUAUCCGCCUAAUAUAAUCUUGAAAAACUGGGAGAAAUAUCCGUUUGAUGAGACUGGUGAUGAGUCAGACAAGCGUCAGUUCCUUUCAACUAUGAGUGAUAAAAUGAGAAAUAGAAUAAUAAUGUUGAAGUCACAAGCUCAUAUACCUUCUGAAAUUUAUGAUAAUAUGAUAUCUGAGGAAGAUUUUCAGCAUGUUUGUUCACUACUAUCAAAUGAGGUGUGCAUCACAGAGAACUAUUUUCAAUCGAUAAGUCAAAAUCAAUGCAUUUCAGCAUGUUAUUUUAUAUGUGAUAAUUGUGAUUUUCUUGGGACCAAUGAAGACGCAGUGGAACACUUGAAACAAACAAGUCAUUCAACCUGUAGUAAAUACACACCAAUUUAUUAUGUCGAUAACUCUGAUACUGCAAAACCUUGUGAACUGAAAGAACCACGGGUCAUCACUUAUCAACCUGAUAGGAUUUAUGGUUGGAGUAUUGGUGAUUCAGUGAUAUGUUGUCCUACGUGCAAAUUGACAUUCCCAGAUAAGUUAAUGUGUGCCUAUCACCAUGAAUUGCAACAUCCUCAAGGUGAACCGCUUUACACCUAUGGGAAGGUUUUGAUUGUACGAGGGCUGACCAUUCAUCGCUCACUAAUAUGCUCAAAUUGUCAAAUUGGAUUUUCUACAAUCGAAGGCUUUACACAACAUUGUAUAGACUCUACACAAUGUGAUUCAUCCUUUUUUUCCUCUUUAUUAUUCCACUGUCAAACGUCGUUACCGAGUUCACAUUCUGUCAUCAUUUUAUCUGUAUUGUGCAAAUUUUGUGAGCGUAGUUUUUCUACAGUCUUAACACCUGAGGCUUGGUUCACUGCUCAAUCGACUAGCAGUAGUAGAAAGCGUAAACAUCCACCAGAACAACAACAAGAAGAAGAAUGGAACACUGAGAAUUACUCUAAAACGGAUUAUCAAUCAUCAUCAUCUUCAUCAGUUUCUUGUGCCAAAGACUUUUCUCGUUUCUGUCUAAGUCAUGCUUUUCAGCAUAUUGAUCGAGAAAAUCUUCAAUCUUGUCAUCUAAGCCUACGUGUUAUCGAUAUUUCAAAGUCUGUUGAAUGUCGUCGUCUACCGCCUAUUCAUGGAAUAAGUCAUUCAACGACGACUGUAUUACUUUUUUCUCUAUACGAAUGUAAACGUCUUGUUUUAUAUCUUAAAAAGUAUUAUGGAGGUUCAUUCUAUUUGUUGAAAGAUGCUGAAAAGCAUUUAAAAGAUUUACUUGCACAGGCUGCAUUGAUUCUCUCUCCUUAUUUUCUCUAUAAUAAUAUUUUUUCCUAACUUUUUUGUUUACUACGUUUAAGC